Messenger RNA from Salvia splendens (bonfire salvia), 931 nucleotides. RefSeq names its product vacuolar protein sorting-associated protein 25. NCBI's taxonomy places the organism in Eukaryota, Viridiplantae, Streptophyta, Magnoliopsida, Lamiales, Lamiaceae. Gene Ontology annotation, cellular component: ESCRT II complex. Gene Ontology annotation, biological process: protein transport to vacuole involved in ubiquitin-dependent protein catabolic process via the multivesicular body sorting pathway. The record is from RefSeq and is a predicted model, not a curated record. The transcript has 6 exons. The coding region runs from base 176 to 715 and encodes 179 amino acids. Gene Ontology annotation, molecular function: protein homodimerization activity; structural molecule activity.
UCUACUACUAUAAUGAAACAUUCUUAAAAAUUAAUCAAAAAUAUAAAAAUCAAACCUUAGGCGAGUAGUGUCAACCCGGAUUCGAGCCUUCCUGGAUCGAUAUCACCGAAAAAAGAAUCGAUUUUUUUGGAGUUUUUGAGUUUAGAAUUGAAUUGGGAGGCAAGGAGCAACAGAUAUGCAGACGUUGGGGGAAUUCAAGCUGCCUCAUUUCUUCAAUUACCCUCCCUAUUUCACUUUGCAGCCAGUGAAGGACACCAGGGAGAGGCAGAUACAGCUCUGGAAGGAGCUGAUACUCGAAUAUUGUUGGACACACAAAAUUUUUGUGGUUGGACUCGAUGAAGACUUCCCACUGUUUAGCAAUCAAGUGAUUGAAAGAUCCCUAAGUCAUGAAGCUAGGGAGGCAUUUCUCUCUGCCCUAGUAUCAGAAGGACGUGCCGAAUGGUUGGAUAAGAGUCAUAGAAAAUGUCUCCUCCUCUGGCAUCGCAUACCUGAUUGGGCUGACCUUAUAAUAAGCUUUGUUAGGGAUAAUGGACUUGAAGACAGUGUGAUGACUGUUGAGGAAAUACGUUCAGGAAUUGAGUCUCGAGGGACAGAGCUUCAUGGUAUGGACCGUACUAUUCUUAUGCGAGCCUUAAAACACCUAGAACACAGGGGGAAGCUCGCGAUCUUCAAAGGGACUUCUGCUGAUGAUGAAGGCAUCAAGUUUUCCAUAUAGUUUGUGUAAUUGCUUAAAUGAUUGGACUUGUUGUGGAAACUGGCUUCUGUCAUAUCAGUCUCCCCUUCUGUCGUAAGAGAGAGAAAAAUUAUGCUUUACAAAACUCUCCACAUAUUUCAGUAAAGGAGGAAGGCAGAGGGAAAUAGAAAUGGGAGAAAUAAUAAUGUAGAAUUUUAUUUUGUUAAAUAAAUUAAAACAACAUAGUUUUGAUUGCAA